CAUCCCGGCCAUCCUCUUCUGUGUCAUCGUCGACCCUACGAUCACCGGGUCGCUCUGGCUGUCAGACCAUGCCUCAGCAAAGCGCUGCAGUCUGCUUUUUAAUGGCGAACGCUAGCUCGUUAGCUAAAUGACCCCUCUCUCUCUCUCUCUCUCUCUGUCUGUGUUGGCUGGAGCUCAGCGGCCAGCUAGCCAGCCUCAAGUCGGGGAAGGGACCUGGAUAAGCUAAGAAUAACCGACGUCGCUGCCCCCGGUGGAACAGUUUCUUAAAUGGUCACUACUGCAGAGCUCCAGCAUGCGUUAAAAGCAUAAUUGAAGCGAUGUUUCCCCAUUCAUAGCGUGUCGGCGCCGUGCCUGUGGCCGGAGGAGGCUUUGCUUUGCUUUGCCGUCGCUAGCGCGCUAGCUGGCUAACAGGAAUGCUAGUGCAGGAUCCUUAGCUGCCCCUGGUAGCAGGCUAACCCGCUGUAGCUUGUCCGCUUGUGUCAAAAACGAAGGAGUUAAUCCCGGUAUGGGGGACAUGAAGACCCCAGAUUUUGAUGACCUGUUGGCAGCAUUUGACAUUCCUGACAUAGAUGCCAAAGAGGCCAUCCAGUCUGCCCCAGAUGAAGCAGAGGGACCCCAUGGCGCUGCAGGUGCACCUCUGGGAAAGUCGGAUAACGUAGUGGGUGUUGGGUCAUCCUUGAGACCUCCGAGCCCUUCGGACCCGCAGGCGGACACCUCGAUUGUCAGUGUGAUUGUGAAGAAUAAGGUGCGCCUUGAGGCCGUAGAUGGGGCUGAUGGAGACACAGACCAGGACCCUAUUGAUGUGAUUGCAGGGGUAGAUGUGGGCCCCAGACUAGGUGCGUGUGCCCCCGGAAUGGCUGAAUCCGAGGCACUCAAUCACAAUGGUUUUGGGGCGUCUGGUGUCUCCACACCUCUUCCCCUCAGUCAGACCCAGUCUAACGGAGCGCCGUGGUCAAUGAACACCCCUAAAGUGUCUUCAGAAGCAGCUGGUGCGGCCAAGUCUCACAAGCAGGGCGGGAAUAUUUUCAACAGACUUAAACCGCUUGUGGCGCAGGGGUCUGGAGAUCCGGUGGGUCGGGCCAGGAAGAUGCAGCUUCUACAGCAGCAGCACCAACAGCAGCAGGAUACAGGCCAAGAGAGGGCGGAUGGGGUCAAAGCAUCGUUACCUUCAUCCUCCUCUCUAUCGGCUGGGUCGUCUCCUCUGGCUGCAGGGGGGCCUGUCGGACUAGCUUCGCCUUUUUUUCCACCUUCCAAGUCUCUGCUUUCCACUCCACCUUCUGCCCUCUCAUCACACCCUCUGCACUCAUCUCAGCCUUUUAACGGAGCCCCCAAAGGUGGCCCUGCUGGAUUUCAGCACCAGCAGAUGGAGGAAGAUGAUUCUGACCCUGAUUUGGGGAGUCCACUGGUAAUCCAAGAGAGCCCAGACUCCCCAACUUGCACUCAGCUGAGCCGACGUUACAAGUCUGACUCUGUCUCGACCCAGCCCAUGUCCUCUAGUGCUUCUCACCCUAAACCGGGGGACACUCCUUCAGGGGCAUCUCUGACUUCAUCAACACCCCAGUCUGGAUCAACAGAGAGUCCCCAACUGGAGGACAGGCAUCCAGAACACGUCAUAGAGGAGAGAGACUCCCCAGAGAGUCCUGAACCAGAGAUGCCAAAAUCAACUGCUCAAGUCGCAUCUAAGAGAUGCUCGAGCCCUGCAGUGGCCUCCACUCCACCUCCUCCUGAACUGCGGGAGCCCAAAGAGGAGGAGGAAGAGAUGGAAGUGGGGAAUGGGGUCGAGAGGGUCGCUGAUGGCAAAGCUGACAAGGGUGAAAACGCGAGAGCAAGUGAGGAGAAGAUGGAGGUAGAUGAUGGCAAGUCUAAACCUCUUUCCACUGACGGAGGAGAAGCAGGCGUUGCUGCAGCAACUGCUGCUUCUGGAGCUCCGUCCCGACCCCUCAAGGUCAGAAUAAAAACAAUAAAAACCUCCACAGGUGGAAUCACCAGAACUGUCACAAGGGUAGCGCCGAAAGGUGGCGCCGCGGGGAAAGGUUUGGACCCUAAAGGUCAAGCUGGGGAACGGAAGGUCCUGGGAAACAAGGCCCAGAAACUUGAAGCUUCCCCAGGUCACAUGACGACAACAACAUCCCAGAAAGUAAGUGCUCUCAACGCUCUGCCUGUGUCUACACUCGCCGCCAGCAGCGUCAUGCUAGCUGCCGCCACGAAGGUCCAGAACAAAAUGGCAGCAUCGGACAAGGCUAAGGUUUCUGCCACUGCUGUCAGCAUCACUAAAUCUGCUGCCCUGCCCGUGACGCCCGCCGUGGCCUCCUCUCCCAAGUUCUCAGUUGCUGCUGGUGGGAUCAGCGUCCGCACAGCCACGAAUAAGACAGCAAACGGAGGUAGCAGCACCAUCAUAGGCGGCACCCUCCAGCCAAACAAACCCGCUUCCAUCGUCAACAGCACCGGCGCCGUGAUCUCUCGCAGUCAGUCAAGCCUGGUGGAGGCUUUCAACAAAAUCCUGAACAGCAAGAACCUUUUGCCGAGCUACAAGCCCGACCUCUCGGCACCUCCGCCGCCUGAGUGGGGUCUCCCGCUCCCAGCCACAGGGUACCGCUGCCUGGAGUGCGGAGAUGCUUUCGCCCUGGAGCGCAGCCUGGCUCGACACUACGACAGACGAUCACUGCGCAUCGAGGUGACCUGCAACCAUUGUGCUAAGAGGCUGGCCUUUUUUAAUAAGUGCAGCCUGCUGCUGCAUGCCAGGGAGCAUAAGGAGCGUGGGCUGGUCAUGCAGUGCUCGCACCUGGUCAUGAGGCCUGUCACUGUGGAGCAGAUGAUUGGACAGCAGGACAUAACACCGAUUGGUGGCCUGCUCACCUCUUCGUCCUCCUCUCCUCCAGUCUCGUCACCUUCUACUGCCACCGGCGGCUCCGCCGCCUCUGCCAACUCCAGCCCGAUGAAGGAUGCUUCGGCUCCAGCGGCGGCUCAGCCUCGACCGGUGCGCCGCGCACCUCAGGGGCCUCAAGCGCUGAUGCCUCUGCCUUGCAAGAAGGCCGAGGGUCUGCAGUACAACAACUUCAAAUGUCCAGAGUGCCAAACACAAUUUUCCAGCAAGGCUGAGCUGGUCACCCACUUCCAGCAGAUCAGAGCUGCUCCCAACUCAACGUGUACGCAAUGCUCGCCUCCCAUGAUGCUGCCUAACUCGUGUGCCGUGUCCGCCCACCAGAGGAUCCAUAAACACAGAGCGCCUCACGUCUGUCCUGAGUGUGGCGGCAUCGCCCGGCAGGCCAGCUUCCAGACCCACCUGGAGGAGGCCUGUCUGCACUUUGCGAGGCGCAUUGGAUACAGGUGCUCGAGCUGCCAGGUCGUAUUCGGAGGGUUGAACUCCAUCAAGUCGCACAUCCAGACUGCCCACUGCGAGGUCUUCCACAAGUGCCCCAGCUGCCCCAUGGCCUUCAAGUCUUCCCCCAGCGCCCAGAGCCACAUCAGCACCCAGCACCCGACACUUACCGGAGGACAGGCCAAGAUGAUUUACAAGUGUGUGAUGUGUGACACCGUUUUUACCCAGAAGCCCUUGCUGUACAUGCACUUUGACACUCAUUUAGCCAAGCAGAAAGUGCAUGUGUUCAAGUGUCCUGACUGUACCAAGCUCUACGCCCAGAAAGGAUCGAUGAUGGAGCACAUUAAGACCGCUCACAGAGGACCUUCAGCCAAGCAGACAGAGUCUCAGUCCGAUGCCUCUAACGCUGCCUCGGCCCCGGCCAACACAUCCGGUCCCUCUGGCCUCAAGUCUAAAUCCUCUGGAAAACCUGACAACUCGGACGGCGAGGACUGGGGGCGGGAACAGGAGGAAGAAGAAGAAGAGGAGGAAGACGAUGACGACGACGAUGCGGACGAGGACUACGAGGCUCCGGGAGCUCACACGCCCGCCACGGGGGGCAGUACUCAACCCCCCGCCCAGACUGAGUGGACCUGCCCCCAGUGCCAGACCACCUUCACUGACAACGACGACUAUCUGGGUCACGUGAAGAUGGAGCACGGCAAGUUCCCUUGUCGUAUUUGUGGAGGCACGUUCAGCACGUCUUCCAGCCUGAGGCGUCACGAGCGUGUCAUUCAUGAGGGCAACAAAAGAGUCUUCCAUUGCCAAUAUUGCACAGAAGGCAAACGCACCUUUGGCAGUCGGUUCUUACUGGACAAACACAUUCGGCUCCAUCACAGAAGCACAGAUGGACAGGGUCCCCCCAUGACCAGGAAGCGUGCAGCCACAGGUGGAGAAGGACCAGGUAGCUCCUCAGAACAAGAUGGAGAGGGUGGACCUCCUGUAGGCAGGACAGGAGACGAGGAAGAGAACGCCACAGAGGACGGCGAGGAGGGUGUAGGUCCUGCAAAGAGAACCAGGGCAUCCAUCGCGUCAACAUCGGCGGCGCCCAACGAGCUCGAGGAGGAAGACAACGUCUUCCGUUGCGUGCCCUGUGGCUUCUCCACCGAGGACGGGGCGGAGUUCCAGCGCCACAUCCCCCAGCACCGCGCCGACACCGCCUCCUUCCAGUGCCUGCAGUGCGGCGUCUGCUUUGCGUCGGCCGGCUCGCUCAGCAGGCACCGCUUCAUCACUCACCGCGUGCGGGACACCCAGAGCGACGCCGACCGCGGCACCCCACGCGCUCACGGCUCUCCCGACGGCUCGCCCGCCGCCUCCCCUCAGGCGCUGGGCGAGGACGGAGAGGGGAAUCUGAGCUGCAAGGUGUGCGGCCGGCGUUUCGACAAGGCCUCGGACCUCAACACCCACUUCAGGACCCACGGCAUGGCCUUCCUCACCGCACACAAAACAGACAAACCCCAGUAGAAGGAGGGGAGCCUCUGAGACUUACAGAUGGUCUACAAACGAGGAGUCACGACGGAGGAGAGAGGCUGUAGAAUAUGAAUGUCGAUCCUGAGAUGAAACAGAGCUGCUUCCUGUGCAGCUUCUUUUUUAGCCACCAUAAACAGUUUUACUCUAUCUAUGGCACCUCUUCUGUGCAAUUGUAAUUGCAUGUUUGAUCAUGUUAUUGGUCACUUAACUAAACACACCUGUGAUAGACUCUUGAGUGGACAGGCUCUGGAACAGCCCCACCACCCUCCUCCCUGAGUAAAGCAUUUAUAUAUCAGCCAUACUGUGUCAACACAUCACGUCCUUCCAUUUCAGUCUCACUCUGCACUGACUGUAGCCACCUGCCUGUUUCAAUCAUGUAACACACUUAAAUACACACACCUCCAACUGUACUCCCGUCAGCUCUAGUGCCGAUAUUUUUGUACUUCACAUUGUUCAUCGUAUUCAUACUCGUUUGCCUCAUUCUUACGGCGUCGGAUCAGUUCUAACAGCUCCACGUUCGAGCUGCUUAAAACUGAUCCCAAAGCCAGGAUCUCAAGACGUCUGAAGCAUGAUGAAAGGGGGGGAGUGUUUGGAAGAAUCUGACACUGAUUUUUAUGUUGCUAUAAUAUUUAUUUAUACGAAACACAUUACUGCUGUUGGUAUUUUUGUGCGAGUCGGUUGCGUCAAAUCUUACUAGACACGGUGCGAUUUUACCUGCCACAGAGACAUGAGGCGAGGUUACCGGAGGUGUGUAACCUGUGUAGUGUGAAUAAUGUGUGAUGUUGUUAAUCGUUAAGCUAGAAGAGGAGAGGUCAGGCUUCCUGCCAGUAGUAUAUGUGUACGAGUUUUGCCAUGUAAAUACAUAUAAUUACACUAAAAGAAAGAAGCGUUCUGGUUUUAGUAACUUGCUAUGAUAAUGUGAAUACGUAUAGUAUUUGUACUUGUACUGUUCCCUUUUUUUUUUUCCAAACAAUUGAAGUUUAAAAGAAAAAAAAGAAUCCCCCCCCCCCCCCCCCCCCCCCCCCCAGAGGUAGCUAUACAUUGUAAUUAUAAAGCAGAGGGAGAGCGUGGGGGUCGUGUCGUCUUAAUGUGUAUGAAUACAAAUGUUUAUCUCUUUGAGACGGUUCUUUUUUUAUCUACAGAAUCAGUGCUUGCUGUAUUCACAUUUCUUUUGUAUGUUUCAAAAACAGCCUUCAUGGGCCUCUGAGUGGAUUUUUUUGUUUUUGUUUGUUUGUAUCUUUUUAUAUGUCAUGAUAUCAUAUUUAUAUAGCUCAAUAGUGGAAAAAUUUCAUGUCAUUUUCUUUUCCAUGGUUGUGGUCUGCUUGCUGAAAUGCCAUACACUUUUGUGCUGUUUCGAAAAUAAAUGUGUAAAAGAGACGUUGAGGGUCGCAUC
Larimichthys crocea (large yellow croaker) is the source of this 6221-nucleotide messenger RNA. It is a transcript of the gene znf687b, whose product is annotated as zinc finger protein 687b. Bases 506 to 4822 code for a protein of 1438 amino acids. NCBI's taxonomy places the organism in Eukaryota, Metazoa, Chordata, Actinopteri, Sciaenidae. The transcript is spliced from 10 exons. The record is from RefSeq and is a predicted model, not a curated record.